CUGACCAAACUGCGACAGCGCCAAUGGCAGCAAAACAUAACUGUUACAGGCGAGGAGGAUGACAGCAACAAGGAUUACAUAAUUUGAUUUUACCUGCUCACACAGUAGAGGCCGUAACCCUUUGGCCUGGAGGAGAAGCCUGCAGUGCUAAAAGUCCAUCCCUUAGCAUGAUUAGCUGGUUGUGGUGGAGGUGAGGAAGCAUGGAGUGGAAAUUUGGGGUGUCAAGACAAACGUGAUGACAGCAUGGUCCAUGGUGGAGAAGCUCAAAAUGGAAAAACGCCCGUGCAGGGAGGAGAACAUUGACUCAAGCGAGGCGCAGCAUGCCACUGACGAGUCUGAGGAUGGAAGCAGCUCAGAUAGCGAAUCGGAAGAGCAGCAACAUCGGAGGGUUCAGGUGAACAGCAGUAGCUGUAAGAGAAGGGAGCCACUGGCUGUAACAAAACCCCACCGACAGCUCUGUCGCUCCCCAUGCCUUGAUCGGCCCAGUUUUUCCCAGAGUAGCACUGUGCAAGACUUUCGUGAGGAUGAGACCAACGCAGUACCAGGGGCUAAGCCCGCCAGUGAGCGAGAGUACCAAACUAAGAUGGAAUUUGCUUUGAAGUUGGGCUAUUCAGGAGAGCAGGUUGAAACUGUGCUCAACAAGUUAGGGUCUGCUGCGCUUAUUAACGAUGUUCUUGCCGAGUUAGUACGGCUCGGAAACAAAGCAGAGCCUGAAAACCAGUCUUGCAGCAGCAGUACAGCCACGUCAAUAUCACGCUCCCCCUGUGUUAAAGAGACUGUUAGUCCCGAAGUGUCAGUGGAAGAGGAAUCUGUGGAUAGUUUUGAUAACCUCAGGCCUAUCGUCAUCGAUGGCUCAAAUGUGGCAAUGAGCCACGGAAACAAAGAGGUGUUCUCUUGUCGUGGCAUCCAGCUUGCUGUUGAAUGGCUUCUGGAGAAAGGACACAAAGACAUCACUGUGUUUGUUCCAGCCUGGAGAAAGGAGCAGUCAAGACCCGAUGCCCUCAUCGCAGAUCAAGAAAUCUUACGCAAGCUGGAGAAAGAGAAGAUCUUGGUUUUCACCCCGUCUCGGAGAGUUCAAGGCAGGAGAGUGGUGUGCUAUGAUGAUCGCUUCAUAGUGAAGCUGGCUUAUGAUUCUGAUGGAAUUAUUGUGUCAAAUGACAACUACAGAGACUUGCAAAAUGAGAAGCCAGAAUGGAAGAAAUUUAUAGAAGAGCGACUCCUAAUGUACUCAUUUGUCAAUGACAAGUUUAUGCCACCUGAUGAUCCAUUGGGAAGACAUGGACCAAGCUUAGAAAAUUUCCUGCGCAAACGCCCCGUUGUUCCAGAGCACAAAAAACAACCUUGCCCCUAUGGGAAAAAAUGCACAUAUGGACACAAGUGCAAGUACUAUCACCCAGAGCGUGUCAACCAGCCACAGCGCUCCGUGGCUGAUGAACUACGGGCUUUUGCCAAAUUGUCUGCAGUGAAAACAAUGAGUGAAGGGGCUUUAGCUAAAUGUGGGACUGGUCCAGCAACAGUAAAGGGGGACAGCAACUCUGAGGCCAAACGCGUGGCACCCAAACGUCAGUCUGACCCCAGCAUUCGUUCAGUGGCCUGCGAACCUCCAGAGGCACUGUCCGCCAUUAGGAAGUCUGAGACAAAUUCAGUGCCUUCCCUCGUGUCUGCUCUCAGUGUGCCCACAAUGCAGCCAGCCAAGAGCCACGCAGCUGGUGCCUUGAACACACGAUCAGCCAGCAGCCCAGUGCCAGGUUCUUUGCAGUUUUCUCACAGUUCUCUGGAGCACAUGUCUAGUGUACAGUACCCUCCUAUUUUAGUUACUAAUAGUCAUGGCGCCUCUGUAACAUAUAGUGAACAGUUCCCAAAGUAUGACUCAGUUAGUGACCAUGGCUAUUAUUCACUGCACAGUGAUUUUUCAAAUAUGAGCAUGAGCAGCAUGCAUAAUGUUGACAGUUUCUGUAGCAUGGAGCACGAGCAUGUGUAUCAGAGAAACCCCAGCCACUGCCCUGAAUCCUGCCUCAGCCAUUCAAACAGUGACUCGUUCUCGUCUUAUGGGGACCUGUACCCAAGCUCUGUGGACAGUAGCUUAGAGGAGAGUAUGAAGGGGCAGCAGCAGUCUCCCGCACAGACUAGGAUGCAAGCGUUCUCCCACGGGUUUCGUCAUGAAACGCUGACUAGGGUACAGAGUUACGGACCAGAGGAGCCCAAGCAAGGCCCACGUAAGCAGGCUGGGUCUCAUCUAGCACCACAUAUCCAGCAUGCUGCAGUGGGAGCCAGGUCCAGCUGUCCUGGAGAUUAUCCCCUAACUCAGAAUGUUCUCCCACCUUUGUCCUCACAACCCACACGCUCGCUAGGUAUGACUCGUAUGGACAGCAUAUCGGAUUCGAGGCUAUAUGAUAGCAACCCAAUGAGACAGAGGCGACCUCCACUGUGCCGUGAGCAGCAUGCAAGCUGGGACCCUCUCCCUUGUGGUAAUGAGUCCUAUGAAUAUCAUUCAUAUCCACUGAGUAACAGCUUGAUGCCAUGUUGUGAGCGGGUGAUGGUCCGCAGCAUGCCAGACAAAAUGGAACAAAUCUGGAACUCGCCAUGGGAGGCCCCAUCUGGAGCUGAACACCAAGAGCGGUAUGCUAUCCCAGACCACCAGUAUCAAACAUACAGGAACCUUUGUAACAUCUUUCCUGCUUACAUAGUCCACGCUGUAAUGGAGAAGAACCCUCAUUUGACAGACCCGCAGCAACUUGCCGCUGUCAUUGUUACAAAACUGAGGUCAUGCCACUGAACAGUUAAUUGUAUGAAACCUUCAAAAUGGAUUUAAUAAGAGAAAUGAGGAUUUCUUUGCAAAGAUAGGCACAUGUUAAAUGUUGCUCCAUGUGCAACGUCUGCCCUCAGGAGUUAGUCGUUUUUAAAUGUUUCUGGUAGGAUAGAGGACAUUUUUGUAUGAAGUGGGGUGUAGCUGAUACAAGCCAACACCUUAUUAGAAAUCUGGUUCAUAACGUAUUCAUACUACCUGAGCAGGAACAGGGAAGCAGCGUCUGUUUAACAUGAAAGGUAAUUCCUGUAUUGUCGUUAACCUUUGGCAGUACUGUACGGUGUCCCUUAAUGUGGAACAUAAUACUGCUGUAUUUAAAUGAUGUUACAUGUUGUACUAAGUUGUAGAGGCUGAAAACAAUAUGAAAUAUUCAAUCCAUUUUGUAAAAUAUAUAAAUAAAGUAAUGUGUGAAAUAAAGUAAAAUAAGAAAUAAUGAAAUCUAAACUCAUUAUAUGUAUUUAUAUAUACAGAUGACACCACCUGUCACCUUUUAAUCAGCGUUCAGCUUUCAAGGUAAAAAGCUGUUAACAGAAUUAUCAGUUUUUGCUCCUGUUAGCUGUAAAAGUCAUUAAAAAUGAACUCCUUGAAACACACAACACAGAUAAAGAACUUUUAGAUUUCCUUUUAUUAUAAGGCUGCAAAGGCCACUUAGCUAACAAGCUAACAUUCUAGGUAGGUUGUAAGCACAGAAGACAGUUUAUUAUAGGAAUUAAAAUUGGUUGAUUAAUUCAGAGAGCAAUCUUUUAAAGACUAAAAACACUAAUUUAUUUCUUCAUUUCAAAUCAACAGCUUGAUAUUGGCACUUGUGAGCUAAUCGACAAGCUUGCUAGCUAGUUAGCAUUAGUUGGCAAACACAGUAACAAAACUAAGGAAGUUUAUUUACUUCUUUAUUUGAUUUCGGUAGCAAGAGAGAGGUAUUUAAAAUAUGUAUCUGUAUUGAGAUGAAGUCAUAAAAAUACUAAUUGGACUGUUGAAAUAUUACUUUAAACUUGAUUUUAACCAUCAAACAGUUCCAGAAGUUACUGGUUUAUUCAUGUAUUUUACAGAGGUGAACAUGUUUAUUUCAUUUAAAAUUGUAUAGCUGGGUUCUGUUUGGAGAUAGCUUACCAUCAUAAUUUAAGACUAAACUGAACCCUAAUGUAAUUGUAAUUAAUUUUUGUAAUAUUGAAUGUGCGUAUCAGUGUGAACAAUUGAAUGAGUAAACGAGUUAGGUAAAUAACAGCACAGGAAAUAAUUACAUGGUCCUAUCACCCACAUUUGCCUAAUUAGAUUAGCCAUAAAGCACGUCAACAUUUGUACAACGGCUUUAAUGAAGAUCCUGUUCAGGUGCUUUGAAUGCGUUAUGAAAGGCAUUUAAAGUGUUUCUGAUGCAGUGGAACUAUAAGUAACCAUGCAGUCUGCCUCUGCUGUAAAUAAUAUUUAUGAUAUGUUUUCUUUUGUUUGUUUGGGCUUUUUUGGGGGGGGGAUUUAUUUUGAAGAUGAGUAAGAGGGAGGUAGGUAUAUACCUCACAGCAUGAACUAUGACAUUUUAUGGCCUUAUAUCUGAGUGACCUCACACUUAUUCAUUGUCCAAUUGGUUUCGGUGAACGUCUUUGUCAUUGAAGCCUCAUAAUUUCAAAUGUAAAGCACUAUCUCAGUAUCUAAAGAGAUAUAUUUUCUCAGCCUCACUUAACAAAGCUACUAUUUUGGUAGAAUUGACAGUGCACAAAGCAAGCCAAAAAAAUUAUUUGACUUGUAUAUAUGUGCACAUGUACAUAUGAUCACACAAAAGCCAUUAUUUCAAAGUCAUUUAUAAGCUGCUAAAUAAUGCCAAAAAAAAUAAUUUAUAUAGUGUGAGUAUUCAAAAUAAUUUUAGUUCACAGGAUCAAUUGGAUUAUAGUAUAAAAAGAGCAUAUGUGUUUGGAUAAUUUAUAUAGUGUACUGUAUAGUUAGCUGUCUGAUUUUAUUGGAUGCUACAUCCAGGACUUUCCUCUUUAUAAAAUUGUCAAAUCUGUUGUGCUAAUCCUUUUCAGUGUGAAGUAUUCAAAGUAUCUUUGUUUCACGCAGUAGUUCUAUUGGACUUGUUCAAGUUGCCACUGGAGCAGUUUGUUUUCAGGUGCAAGUCAAUUUAUUUUCUAACUACUUUUACAUGCACCUUGAUUGUGUGAUCAUUUGAGCUUUAGUCAGUUACCUAAUUCUGAUUCAUAAAAAAAGAAAACUUUUGUCUUCACUUUAAGUCAUCAAGUGCUAAUGUGCAUGACACACCUAAGCCAGGGAAGGUGGUAUCACUGUGGCAGUUAUCUAGCAAAAAUCCAAGAUUACUGCAUCUAAAGUUAUUAUAUCCAAAGUCUAGUCCAGUUUGUGGUGAACAAAUCUGUGGAUUUUAAUAUUAAAUGAAGUGGUUUAGUAUAUUAAAUUGAACAAGUGCAUUUCUAACAUUAAGAAGGUUUUUAGAUGGAAAUAUGCAUGCAGUAAAACAUGCUCCCCUAUAAUAGAGCACAUCUCCUCACAUUACAUUUAGUUCAGUUGCGCCUGUAAGAAAUAUUUUCUUGUAGAAAGUAAUUUCUUAUAUAACGUACAUGCACUUAAAAUAUGGCAAAGUUGAUUGAAACUGCAGAAAGGAGACUUUUUACUCCGUCAAUAUUCCAGUGCACCUAAAUAAGUCAUCCGAUCUCAUGCCCUUACCUGACUUCCAGCUUCCUCUCAUGUGCAUGUAAAUGUGGUAAAACUGAGAAUUCAUUGCUCCUGGCUAUGAUGUGACUUUAGUAGGGACAUUGGAAGUUGUAGAAGUAUAUUCUUUGAGAUGGAAACAGUGUUUACUAUCAUAGUUAAUUGUUUGCACAAGGAAUUCUGAUACCGACUGAACAGUUGCCUGAUGUUAUUUAUCAGAUAACUCUGAGGAUCUGGCUUGAAUAGUUAGGCCUGGUAGUAAAAUAAAUAUUCUGAUAUUUUGUAAAGUAUUAGGUUUAAAUAACAAAAAUUUGAAUAAACACAUAUUAAAUACAUUUCUGUGAAUGCUUGAAAGCAUGUUGGAGAUGAAAUUUUCUGUAUGGCUUUUUAUAGGAGGCUGGACUGCUAAUAUACAGAUGUACAAUACACAUAUGUGCAGCUGGUCUCUAAGGAUUGUGGAAAGAUUUGGUUGUGCCUUGCAGCACACUGCUCUCAGGAUGCUUUCACUUUUCUAAUUUUAAGUCUUUCCUGCCAAAACCAGCGGUUACUGGCAAAAGUGUACUCUGAUCUAGUAGUUAUAUAUAGAUAUAUUUGUGAAAUUCCUACAUGUAACAUGUAGUACCUUAAAUUAAUUAUUUAUGGUUGAGACAUGAAGAUGGCAUUGCAAAACUUUGUACUUUUUGUGAAUAUCCUCUUUAUGCACCUUGAGCGUUCAAACAGCGAACUAACAGGCUGGAUUCAUGUGGUGCAACUUCAGAAGGUGUUUGUUUUCCAUAUGGGUGUCUCUGUAGCCAAAGACAAAUGUGGCAAUAUUAAAAAGUACUCAAAGAAGUUGUUUUCUUGAUUUGCUCAUGGUUUUUGUAAAAGUAAUGCUGAUUGGAAAGUGUUGAACCAGGCCUUUAAAAUUUCUGCCCUUAUCAAGCCUAAAAAUGAUGACGUUGGGUACUAAGUUUGGUAUCUGACUUCUGAUACUAGGCGGUCAGGCCUGGCAUUAUUCUGCUUCAAACAAUACACUUGCAGAAGUUGUACUAUGUAAAGCCAACCCAUAUAGCAGAACCAUGCUCCUAACGCAUUUAAAGGGAAAUGCCACUUAUUUUCAGGGUUCAGGAAUGGUAACCCCUAGGCCUGCUAUUAAAGUGCACAGUGGUUAAAGGCUCAUUUGUAAAAGAUUCAAUUGAGUUUCAACAAACAACAAAAAUACAUUUGGUGUCAGUUUAUAAAUGAUAAAAAAAUGAUUAAAAAUGCUAUAAAUUAAUGUGUAGCUCACAUUUUAGAAAACGAAGCUGCACCAGACUAUCACAAAGCUGUCUAUUUGUCAUUUAUUCUAUGAACGUGUUCAUGAAUUUUUAAACUGAGUGGUAUUACUCUUUAACAAGGCUAAUUAUGUGAGCCUGACCUUGUCUCCUUGGUGGUGCUUUUAAAGAUGCAUAUAUAUAUAUAUUUCUUUGUAAUGUUUAGCUAGAACCGUAAUAUGUAGACAUAAAGAAAAAAAACUGUUGAAUGUGUUUUGCCCAAAAUGAUUUUUGGGCUUUGCUGACUUUGUUUUUCAUGAAAAAAGACGAGGCCACGUUAGGCCAGCUGUCUGUUCAUGAGAAGGUGAAACAAACUGCCUAAAUGUUUCUUCAUGUGAAACAAUCAGAUUGCAAGGCUGCUGUCAAGGUUGUUUCUGGCAUUUGGUUAAAAGUUUGCGUGCCAUCCUUUCCCUUUGAAAUAAUUGAAUUGAUCUAUGCUCCAAAAACUUUGCAAAAACACUGAAGCGAUGUAUGCUACAAGAAACGGCUCUAACUAAAAAACAAAACAACAACAACAACAAAAAAAAUUGGCUUUGUUGCUAAUUGUAGCACCAAAUUAAGAUCAGUAGUUUGCCUUUUUCACUUAGAAAUAUUUAACCUUAUUGAGGUCCAUAUUCAACAUGAACACUGGAAUAGUCCAUUGGCCAUGAGCUAAAUUGUGCAUGUACUUCACUUAGUAACUGUAAUGUAGGAUGUAGGCCACAGCAUAAAUCCACCAAAAAGCAAAUGGUCUGGGUUUGUUGUUAUAAUGUUUUGUGUUAAAUCUGGAAACUUGUUUGGCAAUGGACCACUUCCAGGAUAAAAAUAAAAACCUCAUUAUUUCUGCUAAAUACUUUCAAUGUACCAAUCUUUCUUCUUUUUUGUUGUUGUUGUUGCUUUGGAUAAAUGUUACAGACCAUACUGGUGGUUUUUAAUCCUCUCCCUUCCUUUCUAAGUGCCGCAAACAGCUAAGUCACAAAUGUCUAGAAUUGACUUUUGCUUGUUGAUACAAAUUGUAUCUAUACCUUGAAUGUAACAAAAUAUGAAAUGUAUAAUAUGAAAAUAGUUUUGUUUAAAUAAAGGGGGAAGAAAAAACAAUGCCAUAAUGUUUGUGACACUGUGUGUCACUGGGAGUAGCCCACUGGUAUGUACUUAUUCUUACUGGGUACAGUAGUUAAAUUACAGGGACAUUUAUGUGCUACAUAAACGUGCACAGAUACCCUGUGUACAGCAGUAAGCAUCGUGUCCUCUCUGUACAUAGUGUCAUAUAUAUAUAUAUAU
Molecule: messenger RNA, 8007 nt
Organism: Pelmatolapia mariae (spotted tilapia)
Lineage: Eukaryota; Metazoa; Chordata; Actinopteri; Cichliformes; Cichlidae
Gene: zc3h12b
Product: zinc finger CCCH-type containing 12B
Exons: 6
Coding region: 236-2776 (846 amino acids)
Cellular component (GO): cytoplasmic ribonucleoprotein granule; nucleus
Molecular function (GO): RNA endonuclease activity; metal ion binding; mRNA binding
Source: RefSeq, a predicted model, not a curated record